AUGCCAUUUAAUUAUUCGUCAAUUAUUGACGAAGGACUUUCUCGUGAUGACCCUUUAUUUUGGAGUCGUCCAACAACGGUGAAUUGUACAACGGUUCGUAUUAUUGGUAUAUUUCUAUGCGUCGCUGCUUUUGUUGGCAUUGUCUUCAACGGAACUUUAUUGUAUAGUUUUUUACGAUACAAGAUGCUUCGUUCACCACCGAAUAUAUUUGUUAUGUUUAUUGCGGUCAUGGGUCUUUUAGCUUCAUGUACAAUUCUUCCAUUGACCGGUACAUCGUCAGUCUAUUGUCAAUGGUUAUAUCAGCGUUCAGGCUGUCAAUUAAGUGCUAUUAUUGCAUUUUUAUAUGGAUGUUCAAGUUCUUAUUUACUAUGUGGAGCAAGCCUUAGCCGAUGCUAUAUUAUUGUUCGACCAUUUCAAGCCAAAAAUGUUACUGUAAGGAAUUCAUAG
Messenger RNA from Rotaria socialis, 447 nucleotides. NCBI's taxonomy places the organism in Eukaryota, Metazoa, Rotifera, Eurotatoria, Philodinida, Philodinidae. The record is from the annotation of a GenBank genome assembly.